This is a messenger RNA of Drosophila takahashii, 903 nucleotides long. Its product is annotated as trypsin 5G1. Gene Ontology annotation, biological process: proteolysis. Gene Ontology annotation, molecular function: serine-type endopeptidase activity. NCBI's taxonomy places the organism in Eukaryota, Metazoa, Arthropoda, Insecta, Diptera, Drosophilidae. The record is from RefSeq and is a predicted model, not a curated record.
AUGGGUCAGCGGUUUUUAGAACUUACCAUAUGUGCUGCGCUGCUACUACUUGUAGUGGGGAUUGAAGGACGCAAAAAGGAUCCGGCGUGGUCCGGAUAUUACAAGGACAAUGGAACCCACUACCUGUUGUACGAAAAACGAAAGGAUGUACGGCCCAAUUUUGGAAAUAUUUCCUCAAAUCCCUUUAUAAACGCCCUGGAAGCAAAAGAGAAUUUCAAUACUAGAAUCGUCAAUGGCCAAAGGAUCCCGUGCGAGGAAGCCCCCUUCCAGGGAUCUCUGCACUACGACGACUACUUUGUUUGCGGCUGUGUAAUUAUCAACCGAGUUUGGGUCAUGACUGCCCAUCACUGCUACUUUGGACCAGCCGAGAAGUACACGGUGCGAGUGGGAACCGAUGAACAGAGGCGUUAUGGCCAACUGCGACAUGUGAGCAAGAUCCGGGCCUUGGCGGCAUAUGAUGAAAACACCAUGAGACACGAUCUGGCCAUGAUGAAGCUCAAGUCACCGAUCUUCUACAACAAAUGUUGCCAGCCAGUCAAAUUGCCCUCUCCUAAAACUAAAAGAUUUCCCAGAAAAUUUUGGUGCAGUGGUUGGGGCAUUACGUCGGUUAACGCCCAGAAUGCCCAGCGUUAUCUGCGCCGCGUGGAGCUCGACUUCGUGAAUAGGACCACGUGCCAGAAGAAGUACAAGGGUACCGGGAUCAAAGUCUACAAGGACAUGAUCUGCGCCAGUAGAAAGAAAAAGGACAGCUGCUCCGGCGAUUCUGGCGGUCCGCUGACCAGGCACGGAAUCCUCUACGGAAUCGUUUCCUGGGGCAUUGGCUGCGCCAGCGAUUAUCCUGGUGUCUAUUGCAGCGUGAAAAAAUACAUUUAUUGGAUCAAACAUGUCAUAGCAAAUAAUUAA